AUGAAGGAGAGUUUUGAACAGUAUGCCAGUUUAUUAUCCCAGGAUGUCAAACCUGUUGAUCUAACAGAACUUAGUUCAAGUAAGGAGCAAGCAUUGGCAUCUUUACAAGCAGAGCCGCAGUCAGAUUGGAAGCUGGCAGUGCAGCGUCAUGGGCAUAAUGUUGCCGAGGUGAUGAAUUUGAUAGGUGAUGUAAAGGGAAAGGUAGCAGUUAUGGUAGAUGACAUGAUUGAUACUGCUGGAACCAUCGCCAAAGGCGCAGCUCUGUUGCAUCAAGAAGGGGCAAGAGAAGUCUAUGCAUGCACUACACAUGCUGUUUUCAGGUAUAUAAUGACCUUCUAUUUUCUUUACAUAAUUUAUUUUAACUUGGGGUUUGUGCUGCUGAGGCACUUUAAUCAGGUCAAUUAUGGUGAAAUGAAAAAUAAAGGGACUUUUGAUCCCUUAUCUAUAUUGUUACUGCUAUUUUGA
Molecule: messenger RNA, 465 nt
Organism: Vicia villosa (hairy vetch)
Lineage: Eukaryota; Viridiplantae; Streptophyta; Magnoliopsida; Fabales; Fabaceae
Product: ribose-phosphate pyrophosphokinase 2, chloroplastic-like
Exons: 4
Coding region: 1-465 (154 amino acids)
Biological process (GO): 5-phosphoribose 1-diphosphate biosynthetic process; purine nucleotide biosynthetic process
Cellular component (GO): ribose phosphate diphosphokinase complex; cytoplasm
Molecular function (GO): ribose phosphate diphosphokinase activity; magnesium ion binding
Source: RefSeq, a predicted model, not a curated record